GCUAGAGCCUUGUACCGAGGUCUAUUGUUUUAGGCUGAAUUUUAAUAUAUCGAAAUUGGUCUAUUAUUUGGCACCAAAAAAAAUUUAAGAAAUUUACCACACGCUUGUUGGAAGUGAGAUUGGGUAGCCUGUGGUCCAUGUUGAGAUUGACAUUUUGUGCCUCAAUUACCUACCAAAAGAAACCCAUUCGAUUUACGUCCCAGAACUUGUAUUAGCGCGCCACUGCAUGAUGUAACACUUCUAACAACCAAAGCAAAAAGACAUACACAGAGCUACAGUACGCGUAGUAAUACGAGCCAGCGUUUUUAGACAAUUUUUCAGCGGGCGACUUCCUCGAAAAUAGAAUGCGACACGCAUUUCCAACAUGGCGGUCUAUUUCUAGCGGAGAACUGUGUCUUUUCACAUGUAAAUAUAAGCAUCUUUACAUCACAUUUCAAGAGCUUUGCCGGUGUAGUGACUUAAAAGAGUUCCUGAUAUCUCUCUUUCGGGAAAUUAUGCGCCGCAGAUGGUCAAAGUGAGCGUGUGAAUUAGUAUCGGCCGUCGCGUAAUAGCUGUGUUUGAAUUCACUUAUCGUCGCAUGGAUGUCCGCCACGGUCGAUUCUAUUGUUCGUUCUAUGUCACGUUGUGAGAUUCUUCGAGCCUUUGCUUCUACGCUCGAUUAAGAAGAUAACAACUGUUCAUGGAUUAUCAUGAGUGAAACAAGCGCCAGCGAACAAGCUAUUAAUGGGUCCAAGUGCAUUGAAAUUCCACGAGGUUGGAGCCGAAUACUUGAAAAUGGUGCCAUUUUAUACAUCAGCCCAAACAACAGUCGACUAAGGUCGCUGGAUCAUGUGAUUGAGUAUCUCAAGACUGAGGGGACAUGUAAAUGUGGGCUGGAAUGCCCCCUCUUUAUUUACAAAGUGUUCAACUUUGAUGCAAGAAUACCAAGCAAGUUAAUUCCAGUCAACAGCAGGCAAGAACCUUCACAAUCAGGAUGCAAACACUACACUUUAGACUAUUUAGACGUUCAGCAGCCGUCAGAGAUUGCGGUAAAGCAACCUAAUGAUGUCAAAUUGCCGCCAUUUUCAACACUGGCCCAAAAAAGAGGCCCAGGAAGACCACGAAAUCCCUUGGCCAAGUCACGGAGGGUUAGUGUUCGGAAACCUGAUGUUGACCGGCCAACGUCCCCUCUUCACAACAUCCCAUUGCCUGUACCAAGCUCCAUCGUCAACAGUCCUGUACAGAGUGUACCAACCAACAUUGCUGUUGAACAGGGGCCACUACCAAGUUUUGCGACUAUUGUUAGCAGUUCUAAACUCUUUAACCCUGGAGCAGGUCUAGGGAGCACUUUGUUGACAAGUAGCACUGUAACAAGUGCAGUAAACAGCUCUCCUUCAACGGCAACGGCAACGACAUCACAGUUAUCAAAGACAAUCACUGUCACAAGCACCAUUGCUGUUAGUUCGUCAGCUUCUUUUAAUAGCCUAGCAUCUACAGGGCAGGUAGUGACAGAGGCUUCAAAACCUACAGCUUCUGUUACAAGCACAGCAACUGUCAGCUUACAGCCUACAGCAAUGAUUUCAGUGACUUUACCAUCAAAAAAUCCACCAGGAGGUACUUUUACAAAAUGUCCAAGUACAUCAAGUGUCUGCACAACAAGUGAUUCAUUGACCACUUCAGCACCAAGCAAGAAUGACCCUAUCAAGGAGACAAUAAGUGUUUCAAGUUCUACAACGUCAGUAGUGUCGACAAGUAUUACAACAAUCCCAAUCACAAAGCAAGAUGUGAGGUCAGUUCCCAAUGUAGGCAAGCUUCCGAGUGUCAAAAUGAGCCCUAAAGCGGCUGCACCUCGCCACAGCAAACCAACAAAGUCUUAUGGACCCAGGAAAACUGUUGCAGCCACUCUCAAAGCAGCUGCUGCUUCAAAAGUGCCGGCUGUAUCAUCAGAAGCAACAAGGGCAGGACUUGAUAGUCCUCUUCAAAGAACGCAGGUUGUAGCAACCACUGCAGCUGUUGCUUCCUCCAUGAAAGGUACAGCCAACAGUGCCAGCAAACCUUCAUCUCAAGUGCUACCUACACCAUUUGUCUCAACCACUGUACAAGCACCCGCAUUAUUCCACAGUGUGCUGAAAGACCCAAUCAUAAAGGAAGAGGGGCGUGCUGUUUCUUCGCCGAGCACCACUGUACCAGGUACUAAUACAGUGCAUGCCACACCCAGUCACACAAGGGGAACUCAACCAGUUAGUAGUGCUGCUGCCCGUAGUAAGUCAGCAGUGAGCAAAGAAAUCACGCAGGCUGCAGCAGUGUUGGCUCCAAGUGUUAAGACAAGCCAUGCAACACCAACUGUACCACAGCAUGUAUCAGCUCACAGAACUCAGCCACCAGUGACAGGAUACUCUCUUGGGAAUACAGCAAGUGGUCUCUGUGGUCAAGUUUCCAUGCCUAGUAGUACCAGUCAACAGCAGAUUGUCCAGGCUGCCUCCGUGGCUCAAAGUCCAGCUCAGAUACCAUCGUCAGUGAGUGCUUACGGACAGGUGCAAAAUACAGUUGGGUCCUCACAAGUACCAUCUCUGCAGAUCGCAACUUCCCAAGCACAAGGAGGUGUCUUCUUUCAAGGAAAUGGAAAUCAAGUAUUUCAGAUGAAUGUGGACUCCAGCCAGUUGAAGGGAGCAUAUCAGCUUCAUGGUGCAUUAUACCAGGGGGCCAUCCCGGCAACGUUCAUUGCCACAGCUAAUGCAAACAAGGCUGCAUCACCUAAUACUCCAGGGGUGGUCCCUCAAGCUAUGUACCCUACCAACCCAUACAUGCUUGGUAUUGUGAUGCCUACAGCAAUAACCCAGGCAAACCAGUCAGGCCAACCGGUGCCAACAACAGCAACAUCUCCAUCGGCAACAGCUGCUGCGGCCGCUGCUGCUAUUCCAGUGGCUUCAUAUUCCUACAACAAUCAAAAUGCUGCCAUUGCAGCUGCUUUUGAUUCAUUUGUACCUAUCGCUCCAGCUGCAUCCCCAAGGUUUUCCCAAACAUUGGCUCAUUUGGCGAGUGCUUACACCCCGUUUCUGCCAAGGGUCACUGUUCCAGCAAAUGCCCCUGUACAAUUUGCUGCACAGAGGAUGGUGCCAAUGACUGCCAUACAGUCACAAACAGGUGGAAGUGGACAAAUGGGACCGACGGUAUUAAACCUUGGAGACUAUGCUGUCAAAUACCCAAUAAACACUGUAAAACCUGGCUCAUACAAUUCUCAACCCUCCACUUCAAGUAACGCUGGACCAGCUAACACCCAUCCUCAGACAGCUGUUGUUGCUGCAAUGCCAUAUGUCGCAUUUGGUCAAAUCAACCAUCCCCGAUUUCCAUUUUCUGUGAAUUUUGCAGCUCCUAGUGUAAGUACAGGUCCUUCUGUUACAUCGUCCUCACCAUCACCAGCUUGCAGUCUUGUUACAUCUGCAACUACGCCUCACCAAUAUGGGGCUGGUACUAACACAGAUUCCCAUGCUGCAAGUGCUGUCCUGGGGUAUGUUACAAUGCCAUUCAAUACCAACCACACAGGCACAGGUCACUCUUUGUCCACCCCUAGCCCCCACCCUGGAAGUGCCUUUUCACCUCCUUCUAGCCAUGGCAUUGCUAGUCAUGGUAAUCAAAAGAUGGAUGUACCAGGCCCGGCCCAUCACCUGCCACCUUGGGUUGCAACCAAGAGUUUACCUGGAGCAACUAAUAAACGAAGAUGCAGCACCCCAGAUAACAGCAGCUCAGGGUGCUGCAGUGUACAAAAUUCGUGUGCAUCAUUUUCUGUGUCGUCCAGUAGAAGCAGUUGUAUGGAAGUCAGUGCAUCGUCUGCGACUGCUUUGAGAACAUCAAGCUCAAGUAGCAGUCAUUCACCUAGACAUGCAAGUGUAACAUCCCCCCUGAACUCACCAUUACCAAUGCCCAGCCAGGGGCUUUCUGGAUGCCGCGGGUCACCGAAGGGUGAUUCACCACUGGCAAGUAAUAAAGGCAGUGUAGACAGCAUGCCUUCUCGUGUUCAAUCGUUUAAUGCAGUUGAAAGCCAUCCGGUGAAAACAUCAUCUGAAAUGGCUUGUACACUAAAGAGAACUUACAGUGAUAACAAUGAGCAAACUAAAAAGACAAAGUACAAUGAGUCGGCAUAUUAUGAAACUAAUCCUCUUCUAGGGCUGAAAAGGUCUUGUGAAGCCAUAGAAGCAUAUUGCAGCCCAGAGCGAGAUGAUGAUGAUGAUGAUGAUGACGAGGAAGAUUCUAUUGAUGAUCCUGCGGUGUUAAAAAACGAGGGAUCCUCCCCUGAAAACAACCAGUCAGGGGAAGGGAUUUCAAACAGCAAAAAAUGUAGCAACUUAAACAGUUGUAAUGAGAGUGAUGACCGACGUAGAGGAAACCCCAAGUCCAGAGAUGAGCGAUCUGUCUCCGGUGAGAAUGAGCCAAUCAGUAACAAGCGCCAGUCUCACUCGCUUUAUAAUGGAGAUGUGUCGCCAAAUCAAAAUGAGCCCGCACGCGUGCAAAUGGUCAACCAGAGCGCAUAUCUACCACUCAAAACAAAUCCCGUAACAUCCAACACGGCUAAUAACCAGGAAUGUCUUAACGAGCCGCCCGUGUCCAUCGCAAGACCUCAGUUUGAUAUCGGUGAUAUUGUUUGGGCGCAGGCCCGUGGCCUGCCUUCAUGGCCUGGUAAAGUGGUGGAUGCAAGCGAGGUUGGAAAGGCGAGACCCGAUGACGGAAAGCGUUGGGUGAUGUGGUUUGGUGAUCAUACAUUCAGUCAAGUUGAAGUGGACAGACUCAAAACACUCUCUGAUGGACUGAGAACACUCGACGAUAAAGCUCGCAAGAAAAAAUACAAAGCGAAGAAGGUAAGGAUUGGCUUGGAGCAGGCCAUCAGUGAGGCUUUGGAAGCUCUCGAAUUGAGAGAGCGACUUCGAGGGAGACAGGCGGCCAGAUCAAAAGCCAAGAAGAAACGCAUUAGAUGACGUCGCAACUGAGAACUGAAUGUCAGUCGUGUACUCUUUGAUGUGGCCUGCCAGAUACCCUGGGGGAAUUUGUGGUUAUACAAUAUAGAUGUAGUAAUAUAUUGCUAUAAAUACUAAGUAAAAUAGAAAGUUAUAGGGUAUCCUGUAAGUAUUUUCAGACAAAUUACUUUUUAUCUAGCCAUUUUUCAGGGAGAGGAUGGUAACUGCUCUUCUCUUAGUUGAAUUUCUGUGAUUUACAGAAAUUUAGCUCUUUUUAUCACUGUAAAAAUCGCCAGCAAAGUUAAAGUUAUCACAGAACCAUUCACUACUGCCCCUAAGGUAGAACUAACCAAUCAGCUCGAAACAGGAAAAUCUUUCCGCCGUCAAGAGCGGGAAAACGUGUAACCGGCGAAAAACUCGGGAAAAUCCAGUGAGCCAAAAUAUUGUUUCGCUCCUGAUUGGCUGAGAAGAUGACGUGUUCGCUCUGAUUGGUUAAAUGAUGCUGCACGAGGUUCUUGAACCAGGCACGAAGCUGAGUAAACGAAAGAAGCAAGUUUUUUAUCGGAUUACUUCAAGGUCUAGAAAACCAGGCUCUCUGCAUGACUGGUGGCUCGGCGAGCAGUCAUUAGGAAGGUUGAUAGGGUGCGAGGAAAGCCUUUUAAGCAAAUAUAGACUUGUAUCACUACUUUCUUACGUUUAGUCGACAUAUUUUUCCAUCAUCAACUGGCACACCUGAAGUUUGGUUCUUUUUCUUCUCCAUGCCGAAAGCAUUUAUCCUUGCCUAAAACGAAACUUGAGCUUCCGAAAUCAAUAGUGGAAUUUUGAUUAUCUGAAACGUUUUGGUUUAAUUAUUUUUUUCAUGUAAGGUCACGGUCAAACCUUGAACUUCACAUGAGCCGGGACGUAAAGCAAAGGAGAAAACUCUAUAGCUUUUUCUUAUUUGCGUUAGGUUCGGCUUGUGAGAAGUUCGACGUUCAAAGACCAUGGCCUAAGUAAAACUAGCUCAGUACGCUCCCCACUGGAACGCGAUGCCUUACACCCAGUGGUAAGGGCGGGAAAAGCUGCACCAGCGGUUUUAGUUUGCCUUCUAAUUGGCUAAAAUAUAAUAUCUCGACCCUGAUUGGUUAGGAGAUUUUCUUUAACCAGCUGUAAAGCUAAACAAACAGUUAAGCUACCACAAAAUUAUUUUCGAAAAUCAAGGGAAUAGUCUAUACAAACCAGGUUUUACAAUUCGUUUCGGCGUAAUCUUUCUAUAAUUUGUGAUUCGUGCUACUUUGAGGCUUCUAAAGGUUUUUAUUCCCGGCGAAAGAAAGGUUUAUUUUGACAUGUUCACUAAAUGGACAGCCUUUUUCGUUCUCAACACUUGUGACAUCAGUGACGAUUGGGCAACUAAACUUUCGCUCAUUAUUCAUCUAUGGAGAACACUUUUUUUUGCCCACGACACAACAAAACAAAGUGGUGCAACCGCUCGCCAUUUCGUGGUAAUUCCCAAGCGUGAAAAGAGAGAUAAAAACUGGCUGACAAGCAAAAAUUACCUUUUUUUUCGCAAACCUUUUUUCUAAGUUCGCGCCCGAUAACGUGGUACAUGUUGUUGUGUGUUCCUUUUUCGUGUCAUGGCCUACAGAGCACGUCUUUGACAUUGUACGAAAUCGUCACUACGUCACGUUGUAUUAUAUUUCAAUCUAUGUGCCCUAUCUAGUUAUAACAGCACAACCUCGUUCCUAGAACGAGGGGAGAGGAUUUUGGAUACGAAGUUGAUGAGUGCAAAUCGUAUUGUGUGUGUGUGUUUUUUAUUUCUUUUCAAUCUUUCGAUGUAAUUUAUUUUGACCUUUAAACGUAAGAGCGAUUAAGAGUUGUGUGUUAAGUUUCCUUUCGAUUGCUCAGUUAAGCCUGGUUUUCACUAGCGACGCAAGCACAAGCACAAGC
Messenger RNA from Orbicella faveolata, 6854 nucleotides. RefSeq lists its product as uncharacterized. Lineage: Eukaryota; Metazoa; Cnidaria; Anthozoa; Scleractinia; Merulinidae. The record is from RefSeq and is a predicted model, not a curated record. Gene Ontology annotation, molecular function: DNA binding; chromatin binding. Gene Ontology annotation, cellular component: chromocenter; nucleus.